AUGUGGUAUUUCGAUGCGGCCACGCAGCGAUGUCUGCAAUUCUUCUACGGUGGUUGUGGCGGAAAUGAGAAUCGCUUCGUCACCCACGAUGAAUGCCAGAAUGAAUGCGCUCCCGUGCAGCAUCAGGCGCUGACGAUGCGUGCCGAAUCUUCGGUUGAUGAACUCGGAAAUACUGAACAGCUCGAAGCUGAGGAAGAGCGAAUGCAAGGAGAUCAACCGAGACGACUACGUGAUGAUACGGACGACACGGAUGAGUCACGAUUUCGCGGAUCCAAUGGAACGGUAGAUGCACAGGAUGUGGCUACGGCUGUACCGGCCGGCGCAUUGCCCGAUUUGUGUCUUCUGCCCGAACAGAAGGGAUCGUGCUUUGGCAGCGAGUUGAAGUGGCGAUAUAAUGCUGAAACGGCGAGCUGCUUGAGCUUUAUGUACACAGGAUGUGAUGCGAAUGCUAACCAUUUCGAGUCCGAGGAAUCCUGCCUGCGCGCCUGCGGCCCCGCGCGCGAAGAGAAGUGGUACUACGAUAAAGAGAUCUCCGGGUGCCGUCAAUUUACCUAUGGGUGCGAGGGGAAAUGUGCGCCAAAGAUGCAGGCGCUUACGCUAUUUGAGCCAAAUGACGUUUGCGCACUCACCUGGGAGGGAGGACCAUGCCCUGGGGAGGAGCCCCGCUUCUUCUUCGACAAGAAUUCCGGCAGAUGCCGUCCGUUCGUCUACGGUGGUGGAUGUGAGGGCAACCGAAAUAACUUCCACUCGUUGAUGGACUGCGAGCACGCGUGCGGGAAGCCGGAAAAUCUGAGGGAGGAGCGCAGGAUUUCUCUGUCGACCCAACGGCCAGGGCCAUUCCAUAUUGGCGAGGAGGUGCUACUCGCCUGCCAUGCCGACGGUGAGGUGCCAAUUCUGUGGUUCAAGGAUGGACAAUUGCUCGUAUUCUCCACCAGGAUUGUAGGCAACGCUGACCUGUCACUAGUGCGUAUCGGUGAGGCUGAGCUUGCUGAUGCCGGGGAAUACACGUGUGCUGUUGGGCCGAACGGGUUGCUAUCCGAUCGGAUGAUGCUCAAGGUUACCGAGUUUAAUUGGAAUGGUUUU
Messenger RNA from Mesorhabditis spiculigera, 1083 nucleotides. Lineage: Eukaryota; Metazoa; Nematoda; Chromadorea; Rhabditida; Rhabditidae. The record is from the annotation of a GenBank genome assembly.